GUCGCGUUAGUCUACCUCAAUCGGUAUUUUGCUUCCAUCUAUGAACAGAUGCGAUCGGAGGAUUAGGGUUUUGUUUUUAGCGCAUUAUUGUUUCUUCCAUUUUUCUGGGAUCGGAAAACUCGUGUUUGCAGUCGAACGAGGAGAUCUCAGUCAAUCGAUCGAGUAAAUUAACAGAGAUGGGAGGAGCUGAGCAUGGACAUGGACAUGGACAUGGAGCUGAGGAUUUUAGGACGAAGGUCUGGAGCAUGUCGGGUGGUCCAUACUGCCGGCCCAAGCACUGGCGUCGCAACACCGCGAUUGCCAUGUUUGGUGUCUUCCUAAUUUGCAUCCCAAUAGCUAUGAAAUCUGCUGAGCUUGAGCAACGGCCUCAUCAUCCUGUGCGCCCAAUUCCUUCACAGCUCUGGUGCAAGAAUUUUGGAAACAAAGACUACUAGUAUCAGUAUUGGUUGAAUACAACCUUCAUUUGUAUUGUUGAUUGAAGUGGAUUUGAGGAUCCUCUGAAGACAUGUUCUUGUGAUGUUUCCUACCAUCAUCAAUAAGUCAUGUGGAAGAAAAUGUUAAAAACUGU
Rubroshorea leprosula is the source of this 568-nucleotide messenger RNA. Lineage: Eukaryota; Viridiplantae; Streptophyta; Magnoliopsida; Malvales; Dipterocarpaceae. The record is from the annotation of a GenBank genome assembly.